This is a messenger RNA of Penicilliopsis zonata CBS 506.65, 513 nucleotides long. RefSeq lists its product as hypothetical. The coding region runs from base 1 to 513 and encodes 170 amino acids. The transcript is spliced from 2 exons. Lineage: Eukaryota; Fungi; Ascomycota; Eurotiomycetes; Eurotiales; Aspergillaceae. The record is from RefSeq and is a predicted model, not a curated record.
AUGUCCGACGACGCAUACCUUUCCUUCCUCGACAAGGCGAACAAAGACCUCGACGCGGGGCGACAGACGCAGACGCAGCCGCAGACACAGUCCCAGGGAGACGGUCGCACGAAAUCCCUCGAUGUCGCAGCUAGCGAGAUCCCCGCCCCUCUUAUGGGCGUAGAGGUCUAUUAUGUUUCUGAAACGGAUGAGCCGUUCGAGCCCGUUGUGUUGGCGUGGGAGGGUGCAAAGCGGGGAGUGUGGCCUGGAACCAAACAAUUCGCCUCGUUGAUUUCAAGUAACGAACCCCCCGUCGAAACGAUGUCACCUGCCUCGUUCGAUCCGCGCGAUCAAUACGCAAGUGUCUUCAAGGCUGUACGGGCUGCGGUCGGCGGGUCGGAAGUUGACCAGGCGGGAGUCGACGUCAAGGUAUAUCGGGUCGAGGUUGGGUCGUCGACGGUCGAGUAUUGGGUUGUUGCGUUGGAUGCGGGCGGGAGGCUUGUUGGGUUGAAGGCCCAGGGGGUUGAGACGUAA